Symbiodinium sp. CCMP2592 is the source of this 1101-nucleotide messenger RNA. The record is from the annotation of a GenBank genome assembly. Lineage: Eukaryota; Dinophyceae; Suessiales; Symbiodiniaceae.
AUGACUCUUCUGCACAUCGUGGGACUGCUACUCGGCCGCCAGCUGAGCCGAGCGGAGGAGUAUGCCCUGAACCCCGUCGACGGGAAAACUUAUCCGCACCACCCGGUCAUGCUGCAGGUGCCGCUCAGGUCUUAUCCUCUGGAGCCAGGGGUCCUUACAGAGCUCAACGGGCUGAAGGUCCCGGCACACUUCGACUGCGAGAAUCUCUGCAAUGCGAGCCAGUGGAACCCCAAGAAUGAGGGCCCUAUGGGCUGCCCCUUCGGCUCCUUCCGCUACUACCUCUCUCUGCCGAGCCGGUGGCAUGCCUGUCACGAGCACGAGGCCUUCCUCAGGUCUAAGUUCACGCACGUGCAGCCACAGCUGCCUGUGAUCGACGAGGAGUACUUCGAGCAAGUGGCCGUGUAUCAAUCAGUGCUACGCGCACGUGGAUCCUUCCACGUCAUGGAGCUGGGAGCCCGGUGGGGCACCUGGGGACUCCGCGGCAUCGCGCUGCUGCGCCAGCUGAACCCCAUGCCAUACCGGUUGGCCCUGGUAGAGUCGCUCAGAGUGCACUGUGCUGGCGCCCACAUGGUGUUGAAGCUCAACGCCAUGGAAGCCACCCUGAAGUGCACAAUGGCAGAUGCCGACCUUUUUCUGGACAUGAUGGCUGGUUUGCAGCAUCUGGACCUGCUGCACAUUGACAUUCAGGGGGCGGAGGUGCAGCUGCUGUCCGACCCCAGGGUACAAGCGGUGCUGACCAAGAAGGUCUAUCGUAUCAUCCUUGGCACCCAUUCGGAGGAGAUUUACACGUCCGCGAAGAAACUCUUCGACGAUUGGAUUACGGUCUUCACUCUACCUCAAGGCUUUUGGCAGUGCAUCAAAGAUGUGGGGCUCGUCCCAGCUGCGUUGGAGACCAACACGCAGCGGGUGCCGCUCCCGCUGCCGGUUGAAAAUGUGUGGAGCCUCCUGCAACAACGCGGCUGCUUCCACAGAACGAAACAAGGGAUGGUUGCCAACAUCGAUGGCAGCAUCAUUCUGGACAAUCCGCGUUUCGUCAACGCGUCCAAGGCCUUCUACAUGGAGGACAUGGUAUUGAGGACCGAUGGCUUAUUAGUGAAGUAA